Odocoileus virginianus texanus is the source of this 3614-nucleotide messenger RNA. RefSeq names its product DDB1 and CUL4 associated factor 8 (gene DCAF8). Gene Ontology annotation, molecular function: protein binding. The record is from RefSeq and is a predicted model, not a curated record. Gene Ontology annotation, cellular component: cytoplasm; Cul4-RING E3 ubiquitin ligase complex. Lineage: Eukaryota; Metazoa; Chordata; Mammalia; Artiodactyla; Cervidae.
CAGUCUGCAGGACCUCUUGCUUCGUCGGGUGACCCAUUUGUGUGCGCUCCCCCCCCCGCCCCGUUUAGAUUGAGGGACGCGGCUCCCCUCGAGUUUCCCCGUAACCUCGGGGCCACCGCGCAGUGUGCCCCCCUCCCCCAUCUCGAAUUCUCGGGCCCAGCACCUUGUACGGAAGGCCGAGGUUCAAGAACCCGGGAGUCAGUUGUUGCCGUCUUUUCCUGUCCGCUUUGUAAUGUAAUUCUCGUAGUCUGCCUCCCUUCACCCCUAAACCUUUCAGGACACCCUAGAACGGUCCCGUUUGGUCCCUGUUAGUUGGAAAGCAUCUGGUGGUUUGAAUUUCUGACUCAUACGAUUGUUGCUGGAGUCUGUAAACAAACCGGCACCAGCGCUAUCACGUUCUCUCCGGGAUUUCCCCCUUGCUCUGUGGCUUCUUGUUGAGAGGUUCGGUUAUGGGUUAGCUUUGAAAAGAUUCAGGUUUUACUUUCAAAUGAGUUUUACAUUUUAGCAGAACUGGGAGAUUACUUGCCUGGUUCAUUUCAUUUCUGUAACAAUGUUUGAAAGUUACUUGUUUAGUAGUCAGAUAAAUUUCCGUGGUUCUAAAUAGUUCGAGGAGGUCUGAAAAAUGUUAGCAUGUAUUAAUAAUUUUUUAUUAUAUUACAAUUUUUUAUUAUGUUUAGUAGAAGAGACACCUUUGCCAUUUAAACUUUAACUUUUCUCAGUCCUUCGGUGAAUCUGCAGACCUAUUUUCUCAGGAGCUCAGCCUGACCCUACUUCAGUGAUAAAGGAGGAAAGGUGUCCCUCCUUCAAAUUCAGCCUCAGUCCUGCUCUUGGAUUAUUUCUACUGCCUCGUCCUGGCCUAAUGCUGGCUACAGUAAAUAUCAUUCAAGAUGUCCAGCAAAGGGAGCAGCACAGAUGGCAAAACAGACUUAGCUAAUGGAAGCCUGUCUAGCAGUCCAGAGGAGAUGUCUGGUGCUGAGGAGGGGAGGGAGACAUCCUCAGGCAUUGAAGUGGAGGCUUCAGACCUGAGCUUGAGCUUGACCGGGGAUGAUGGUGGCCCCAACCGCACCAGCACAGAGAGUCGAGGCACAGAUACAGAGAGCUCAGGUGAAGACAAGGACUCUGACAGCAUGGAAGACACCGGUCAUUAUUCCAUCAAUGAUGAGAGCCAAGUCCAUGACCGCUCGGAGGAGGAGGAGGAGGAGGAGGAGCACCCUCGUCGUCGUGUGCAGCGCAAGCGGGCCAAUCGCGACCAGGACUCAUCGGACGAUGAGCGGGCCCUGGAAGACUGGGUGUCCUCAGAGACAUCAGCCCUGCCCCGACCUCGCUGGCAAGCCCUUCCGGCCCUUCGGGAGCGGGAGCUGGGUUCAAGUGCCCGCUUUGUGUAUGAGGCUUGUGGGGCAAGAGUCUUUGUGCAGCGUUUCCGCCUGCAGCAUGGGCUUGAAGGCCAUACUGGCUGUGUCAAUACUCUGCACUUUAACCAACGCGGCACCUGGCUGGCCAGUGGCAGCGAUGACCUGAAGGUGGUGGUUUGGGACUGGGUGCGGCGGCAGCCAGUAUUGGACUUUGAGAGCGGCCACAAGAGCAAUGUCUUCCAGGCCAAGUUCCUUCCUAACAGUGGUGACUCCACCCUGGCCAUGUGUGCCCGUGAUGGACAGGUUCGGGUGGCAGAGUUGUCAGCUACGCAGUGCUGCAAGAACACAAAGCGCGUGGCCCAGCACAAGGGGGCAUCCCACAAGUUGGCCCUGGAACCAGACUCUCCCUGUACGUUUCUGUCUGCCGGUGAAGAUGCAGUUGUCUUCACCAUUGACCUCAGACAAGACCGCCCAGCUUCGAAACUGGUGGUGACAAAAGAAAAGGAGAAGAAAGUGGGGCUGUAUACAAUCUAUGUGAAUCCUGCCAAUACCCACCAAUUUGCAGUAGGUGGACGAGACCAGUUUGUAAGGAUUUAUGACCAGAGGAAGAUUGAUGAGAAUGAAAACAAUGGAGUACUCAAGAAAUUCUGCCCUCAUCACCUGGUGAACAGUGAGUCCAAAGCAAACAUCACCUGUCUUGUGUACAGCCACGACGGCACAGAGCUCCUGGCCAGCUACAAUGAUGAAGACAUUUACCUCUUCAACUCCUCUCACAGUGAUGGGGCCCAGUAUAUUAAGAGAUAUAAGGGCCACAGAAAUAAUGCCACAGUAAAAGGCGUCAAUUUCUAUGGCCCCAAGAGUGAGUUUGUGGUGAGCGGUAGUGACUGUGGGCACAUCUUCCUCUGGGAGAAAUCAUCCUGCCAGAUCAUUCAGUUCAUGGAGGGGGACAAGGGAGGCGUGGUAAACUGUCUUGAGCCCCACCCUCACCUGCCUGUGCUGGCAACCAGUGGCCUCGACCAUGAUGUCAAAAUCUGGGCGCCCACAGCUGAAACUUCCACUGAACUUACAGGGUUAAAGGAUGUGAUUAAGAAGAACAAGCGGGAACGGGAUGAAGAUAGCUUGCACCACACUGACCUGUUUGAUAGCCACAUGCUCUGGUUCCUCAUGCACCACUUGAGACAGAGACGCCAUCACCGGCGCUGGCGAGAACCUGGGGUUGGGGCCACAGACGCCGACUCUGAUGAGUCUCCCAGCUCCUCAGACACAUCGGACGAGGAGGAGGGUCCUGACCGGGUGCAGUGCAUGCCAUCCUGAGGCCUCAUACCCAGGAGGGGUGGGCUGGGGCUGCCAACCCGAUCCUGCCUGGGCAGCCCUUUCCUGUGCCAGGCCCUAACAUUCAGCAGAAACGCACUUUGGACUUUUUUGCUUUAGAUUAAAAAAAAAAAAGACAUCCCAGGAGGACAAGCCAGAGGGGAGCAAACCUACAGAGAGCAUCUGGGAGUGGGAGUUGGACCCUGGAAUGGGGCUUCACGGAGAGGUGCAUAGACUCAGCAGAAGUGGCUUCUCCCUAAACCCUUUUCGGGGGGAAGGGAGAGCCUAUUUUAUUAACUGGUUUGGGGUAGGGAAUGGGGUUUCCUUUUCUUUGGUCUCCCUUGUUUCUUGGGUGGCGGGUGGGGGGAUAACUGGCUGUUCAGUACCAAGGGGCCAGACUGGGGGUGGUAGAAAUGCCACACUCUCUUUGGUUUAGGUUUUUGACUUUAUUUUCUUUAUUUUUUAAAAGUCUAUGACAGUUGCAUUGUUUUUUCUCCGCCCGCCUGACCCCCCGCCCCCGAGCAACCCCAUCCCAGGAUCCUGUUUUUCUGGGAAGUCUUUUUAAUAAGAGUCCCUAACCAUCCUACACUCUUCACUUUCCUUUCCACCCCAUUCAUUCUCUGAACUUGUCACAGUGUUUUGCACUUGAUUAUGUAUCCUUCACUUUCUUCUUUAUCUCAUCAUCCCCUCAGUAAGUCUGGUGAGGGAGGUCGGGGGGAGGUGGGAGGAGGGCAGAAGUGGAAGCAUAGGAAGGAUGUUACCUCCUCUCUGACUUUAAACAAAGUUGUGUGGUGGCAGCAAUCUCCCUGUCCCUAUCACUGUUAGAGGCCUAAUUUUAUAUCUAUAAAUAUAUUAAAAAGCAACUCAAAAUUGGGUGUAUCAUGUUAAAAUUAUUGUCAGAGUUUAAUUACCUAUAUAUUCUCAAUGACUGCAAUAAAGGGACUUACAGGA